Messenger RNA from Haplochromis burtoni (Burton's mouthbrooder), 1762 nucleotides. Its product is annotated as P2Y purinoceptor 14-like. Gene Ontology annotation, biological process: G protein-coupled receptor signaling pathway. NCBI's taxonomy places the organism in Eukaryota, Metazoa, Chordata, Actinopteri, Cichliformes, Cichlidae. The coding region runs from base 1 to 645 and encodes 214 amino acids. The record is from RefSeq and is a predicted model, not a curated record. Gene Ontology annotation, molecular function: G protein-coupled purinergic nucleotide receptor activity. Gene Ontology annotation, cellular component: membrane. The transcript is spliced from 2 exons.
AUGAACAUGUAUGCCAGCAUCAUAUUCAUGUGUUAUAUCGCUGCCAACAGGUAUCUUAAAAUCGUCCAUCCUUCAGGAACUCAUGUCCUGCAGUCAGUGCAAACUGCGCACAUCAUCUCCAUGGUCACCUGGGUUUGUCUCCUGGCUCCAUCAGUUACUUAUAGCAUCCUCUUUUUCAUCACCCAGAAACCCCUGACUUUUACCCCCAGCCGAUGUUGGCCCCUCCUCAGUGCAUCAAUCAGCCUAUUCUUCAAAAUCCUCCACACCAUCUGUGCCAUCAUCUUCCUCUUGGUCUUCAUAUCCCUGGUCUUCUUCUACCACAGCAUCUCCCGCAGGGUGUUGCAGGCACAGCAGAGGCAGCUGGCCUCCUCCAAUGCUGAGAAGCUGGUGAAGUCUCGCAGGAACAUGUUGGUGCUGGUCAGCAUCUUCUGUGUUUGUUUUGUGCCCUAUAAUCUGGUUCGUCUUCCUGUCACUUUUCUGUGGACCAGUUGCUCUGCGGGUCCACUAUUGUUCUACUUGGAGGAGGUGGCCACCAUGGUGUCAGUUUUCAACAUCUGUCUGGACCCUAUUGUUUACUUUUUCCUCUGUAAGUCUUUUUGGGAUCAGAUGAGCCAGAGGAUUGUAUCAGUGGGCAACAACCUCUAACAAGCAACCAAGAAUAGCAAGAGCAGGAGCAAGACAGCAAGUGGACAUUGUUAUAGCAACAAGUUAAAUCAAUGAGCUUUAAGGAAAAGUUUGACAUUUUAGUUCAGUGAAACCAGUGUCAUGGAUCCCAAGUCCUCAUGAACCACAGGAGUUUGUACUGAGCUCAGAGAUCAAUAGAAGGCUGAUCUCAGCACAAACCCACUCCCACACAAACAACAUCAGUGUUCAUGUGUCAGCUUUUUUCUAUUCAGUCUUUAGGGUGUUCUCAUAUCCUGCUGAUGUAACACAAAAUCAAAAACCAUUUUUUGUCCUCAUGGGACAGUUAAUAUCUGUAUAAAACUCUUUAACUUCACUUUAUCAGUUACAUAGACAGGGCAACAGUAGCACAUUAGAGCGUCUAUUUAUAUGUUUGUAUGAUGUGCACGUAUAACCACAGCAGCUACUUCCUGCUCCUGCUACAGCAAGAUUUCUCAUCACAGAGCUAAUAAUAAAGUGUAUAUAGUGUUACAAAGUGUGUGUCUGUUUGGUACCUUGUGUUUUAAUAUCUGUUGUUAUUUAUGAACAGGAAAGAUGAUCACAGAGCUGCAGGAACCUGGUGACACUUACUAACAUUUAGUUUUUAUAAAUGAUGCUUCAUGGGGCAUCUGUGCUGUAUUAUCUCAGCCAGGGUUUUAUUCACAUAAAUAAACAAAGCAAAACAAAAUUAAACCUCAUCUGAAAAAUAUCAGCUAAAAUAAAUACAGUGGCUGAAGCAGCCCAACACAGAAAUGACCAGAAAUCACACUGCAUGUAUCUAAUAACAUGAGCUGGUGUAUUUUAGUGUUGACAUGUACUGUACUUUCUUUGGAUCAUAUUUAGGCUACUUUGUGGUAUCACUCCACUAAAUUCUCACGCUCUUUAUCAUCAUACGAUCUGUAACGACAUUUAGUGUGAGCUCAGGAAGUGGUUUGAAAAUCUAAGACCUCGGAGCGUCAUGAAGGAGGCCAGAGUUCUCAUUCUUCCUGUGGUUUGCAGCUUUUUUCUGAUUGGCUGCUGUUUAAGUGAAGAGCUUUUCGAAAUGCUGAUUAAUAUUAUUUUUAGAUUUGGUCUGUAAUAUCUUUGGCCUUACACUUUAACA